Messenger RNA from Gallus gallus (chicken), 2305 nucleotides. Its product is annotated as bcl-2-binding component 3. Lineage: Eukaryota; Metazoa; Chordata; Aves; Galliformes; Phasianidae. The coding region runs from base 1043 to 1621 and encodes 192 amino acids. The record is from RefSeq and is a predicted model, not a curated record. The transcript has a single exon.
GUGUAUGAAGAAGGUACUUUCAGGGGAGGAAGAAAGUAUUUCGCAAUAUAAACCUACACAAGGAUCUCAUUCAAUUCCGUAUAGAGGCAGCCUCUAAAAUGCUCUACUAGCUUUGCACAUUAUGAGAAGGACCAUAGCACUUCUUUUUAAGCCUUUUUUUUUUUUUUAACUUUCAAGCCUGUAUUUUAAUAGCUCCACGCCAGAUUAUAAAAUAAAUUUGUAUUUUGUCCCAGUUAUUUUCAGUUCCACGUCCCAACAGUAACACCAGACCCAUACAGAAGAGCCAACCUGGCUUCUCUCUCACAGCACGGGGGGCACAGAAGAAACUGAAACCCAACAUCCACACGGCGGGCACAAGCAAAUUCACGACUCCUCCAGUCCCGGUUCCUACGCAGUGAUUAACUGCUUCCAAAUCCAAGCUGGAACGGGAGCAGCCGUGGUUACCGCUGCGUGCCCGGGUUCUUGAGAGCCGGCUUUCUCUAACUCAUUGGACAGAGCCCAUCAGAGGCACGACCCCGUAGCACAGACAGAACUACCCUCUCUCUACUCAGCACCUGGGUGGCAGCAGAUCCCGGCACUGGACGGUCUUCCCACCCCCACGAAGCAGCGCGCCCGCAGCGCCCCGGACCCGGCUGCGCGCACGGAGAGCCGGGCUGAGCCCUGCGCUCCCCGCGGGCCCCUCGGAUGGACGGCGGUCACCCCCGCGCCGCGCUGCGCCUGUACCUCCGAAUCCCGGGCGCAGGCGGUUGUCAUAGCCAUCCAGGAGACUGUUGAGGAUGCUGGUGAAAUUCUCCGGCCACAAUUUCUCCUCUUUCUUGCUCUGUCCCGGCGGCCCGGUGAGACUACGAGGCAAAGAGGGAGCGGGUGAGCGAAGCCGCUGACACCCGGCUCGGGGCAGCGACACCGCUACGAGCCGGGCCGGGCGGGGGUCGCCCUGCGGCCGGGGUACUCACCACGUCGCCAGGCACAGGCAGUGCAGGAGGGCGAUGGAGAGACCCGAGGACAUGGCGAUGGCUGGCUCCUUGGCAGAAACCAUCUUUGCAUGCCAUACUUCACGCCUGGGCACGUUGUCCGGGGCGGGGGACGGCGGCGGCGCCGGCAGCCCCCGGCGGCCCUACAUGCGCGGCGCCCCGGUUGCCAGGAGCCAAGCACGGGCGGAGAAGCGGCGACUUUCCCCGCGCCGUUAACUCUCUCGGGGCAACAGGCACCGGUCCGCGCCGCACCCGCCUCCGGCCCGCUCCGCCCCGCCCCGCCCCGCUCUCCCACCCGGGCUGCCUCAGCUCCCUCCGGGCGGCCGGGAGGCGCCGAACCUGCCCGAGAGCUGCCUCCCGCCCGGGGGAGGGCGGAGCGGAGCCGCGGGGGAGGUGGCACUCAGUCCGCCCGUGCUCUCGGGGAGCCCUGCGGGCCUCGUCCUGUCGCUCCGUGCCUCGGCUUCCUCGGGUCGGGGGGAUGUGGAGGAGUGUGUGUGCCUAUGUGUGAAGAUGGAUGGUUUUUUUCGCCAUCACGUCCUAGCGAGGACUGCAGCGUGAAGUCUUCAUUUGCCCUGGUCGACUUCUCUCCCGAGGGGGAAAUAAAGCCAAGAGCUGGCAGAAAGAGUGUAAUUCCCAGCAAGGGUCCCUGAGCUGCUGUUGGCAGUGUAAAGGUGCUAGAUGAAGGGAAGAGCUGCGACUUCAAGGUUAAAACAGAGCGCAUCUGAAAGGGAUGGAAGCUAGUGGGUUAUCCCACACUUCUAGAAGUAGACAUGCCAGUAGCCAGGGACUGGUUUCACCUUGUAUCUUGUUGGUUUUUUUUUUUUUUUAACUCUCCUAUAAUUAGGAAGCCAGGUUAGUGACCCAAAUAAUUCCCAUUAUCCAAGGUCCAAGAGAUCCUGCAGUAAUUACCCACUCCGAAGCACUGCUUUUCUGUCAGAGACAGAAUGGGGCUUUUGGGAAGAAAGAGAAGAGACGUACAGGGUGUUCUUCCCUCACAUGCUUUCACUGACAAUAAACAACUUCAGACCAGGUGUGCUGCAGAGUUCUUCAGGUUUGGAGAUCAUUGUGCACUCUAAUUUUAAGGAGGAUAGUGAGGUUUGUUGUGCCAGAGCGCAUGGAUCAGGUAGUAUAAUUGACCUCAAGACUACAGUACUGUUUAUGCUGACAUAAAAAGGCUUUAUUCAUUACAUGCUAUAGUAUCUCCAAGCACUGAGAUGCCUGAUUAUCCUCAGAACUACUGUACGUGUGAAAUCUUCCUGAUCUUAUUUAGAGCUUGCUCCAGCUAGGGUGCCCUUUGCUGAUUGAAAAACAAUUAAAGCUGUGCUUCAAAUCCA